AUGGCCUUUGCUGUUGAUGAGAUCAACAAGAACUCCAACCUGCUGCCUAAUGUGACUCUGGGAUACAGACUGCUAGUAUCGGAUGAUGAUUAUGGAUUCCAUGCUGCCCAGUCCUUCCAGUUUGACCUGGCUCAGUCUGGUGGAGGUUGUCUGGCCUACCUGCAGUUUUUGUAUUACUUGGAAAAGGUCAACUUCACCACACCCUUUGGUGAUCAGGUGUCAUUUGAUGAGAAUGGUGAUGCCUUACCAAUCUACGAUGUCAUGAACUGGCUGUGGCUCCCUGAUGGACGAACAAAAGUUCAGAAUGUGGGAGUUGUUAAAAAGACCACUUUCGCAGGUGAAGAACUCACACUUGAUGAAGGAAAAUCCAUGGAGUGCAUCAGUUGUCCAGAGGACUUCUGGUCCAGUCCUCAGCGUGACCACUGUGUUCCGAAGAAGACAGAGUUCCUCUCCUACCAUGAUCCUCUGGGUAUCUGUUUGACAAGUGCUUCAUUGCUGGGCACAUUUAUCUGUGCUGUUGUCCUGGGGGUCUUCAGUUAUUAUCGCAGCACACCUGUGGUACGCGCCAACAACUCAGAACUGAGCUUUCUGAUUUUGGUGUCGCUGAAACUAUGCUUCCUGUGCUCGCUGCUGUUCAUUGGACGACCCAGACUGUGGACAUGCCAACUGAGACAUGCAGUGUUUGGGAUCAGCUUUGUGCUUUGUGUCUCAUGCAUCCUGGUCAAGACCAUGGUGGUUCUGGCUGUUUUCAAGGCCUCCAAACCAGGAGGUGAAGCCAGUCUCAAGUGGUUUGGUGCUGUGCAGCAGAGAGGAACAGUUUUAGUUCUUACUUGCAUUCAGGCAGCCAUCUGUGUUGUGUGGAUUGUCUCGGCAUCUCCACUGCCUCACAAAAACACUCAGUACCACAAUGACAAGAUAGUUUAUGAGUGUGUGGUUGGUUCCACUGUUGGUUUUGCUGUGCUAUUGGGUUAUAUUGGAUUCCUGGCCAUCCUCAGCUUCCUGUUAGCAUUUCUGGCCAGGAAUCUUCCCGACAACUUCAAUGAGGCCAAGCUCAUCACUUUCAGCAUGCUGAUCUUCUGUGCUGUGUGGGUGGCCUUUGUUCCUGCUUAUGUCAACUCCCCAGGAAAAUAUGCAGAUGCAGUGGAAGUAUUUGCCAUCCUGGCCUCCAGUUUUGGCCUCCUGGUGGCCCUGUUUGGACCCAAAUGUUACAUAAUUCUGCUGAGACCAGAGAGGAACACAAAGAAAGCAAUCAUGGGUCGAGCCACCUCUCAGUCAUGA
Acanthochromis polyacanthus (spiny chromis) is the source of this 1278-nucleotide messenger RNA. RefSeq names its product extracellular calcium-sensing receptor-like. NCBI's taxonomy places the organism in Eukaryota, Metazoa, Chordata, Actinopteri, Pomacentridae. The transcript is spliced from 4 exons. Gene Ontology annotation, cellular component: membrane. The record is from RefSeq and is a predicted model, not a curated record. Gene Ontology annotation, molecular function: G protein-coupled receptor activity. Bases 1 to 1278 code for a protein of 425 amino acids. Gene Ontology annotation, biological process: G protein-coupled receptor signaling pathway.